CUAGGCGGUCGGUAGCAGACCCUCGGCAAGCGCCGCGCCGUCCUCCCAACUGUCCACUGGUGAGAGCUCCAGAGGGCCUGCCGUUGCGCGCCCCGCCGCAGUCUGUCGAUCUCUCCCAGAGCAGCGGGGCGGGCUCCGGAGACCCAGCGCCUGCUGUCCGGGCCGGUCCUUCCCAGCCCCCACCGAGCCCACCCAGCGCCCUCUCAGGCCCAAACAGUGAAGAAGGUCGGGACCACGCCCGGAGAGAUGUACCAGAGCUUGGCACUGGCACCGAGCCCCGGACAGGCCACCUACGCCGACUCGGGAGCCUUUCUGCACGCUGCAGGCGCCAGCUCCCCGAUGUUCGUGCCGCAGGCUCGCGUACCCUCCGUGCUGUCUUACCUGCCGACGUGCGAGCCGGGCCCACAGCCCCCAGCGCUCGCUGCGCACCCGGGCUGGGCGCAGGCGGCCGCCGCGGACUCCUCGACCUUCGGCUCUGGUAGCCCGCACCCGCCGGCAGCGCAACCGUCCGGGGCCGCCGCCUUUCCCUUCGCGCACAGUCCCCCCGGACCCGGCAGCGGCAGCAGCUCUGGGACCCGGGACGGUGGCGCCUACCAGGGCGCGCUGCUGGCUCGCGAGCAGUACACCGCCUCCCUUGGGCCGGUGAGCGCCUCCUAUCCCCCAACGUACCCCGCCUACGUGAACCCUGACGUGGCCCAGUCUUGGACCGCGGGACCCUUCGAUGGCAGCGUACUGCACGGCCUGCAGAGCCGCGCGGCGGGCCUCCCAGGCCGCAGGGCCACUUUCGUGUCCGACUUCUUGGAGGAGUUCCCCGGGGAGGGCAGAGAAUGCGUCAACUGCGGCGCCCUUUCCACCCCGCUCUGGCGCCGCGAUGGCACGGGCCACUACCUGUGCAACGCCUGCGGCCUCUACCACAAGAUGAACGGUGUCAACCGGCCGCUUGUUCGGCCCCAGAAGCGCCUGUCCUCGUCCCGCCGUGCCGGCCUCUGCUGCACCAACUGCCACACAACCAACACCACGCUGUGGCGGCGGAACACGGAGGGCGAGCCCGUGUGCAACGCCUGUGGCCUCUACAUGAAGCUGCACGGGGUGCCUCGGCCACUGGCGAUGAAAAAGGAAAGUAUCCAGACUCGAAAACGGAAGCCAAAGAGCACAGCCAAGACCAAGGGCUGCGCAGGAGCCACAGGGAAUGCCGAGACCUCCCCACCUGCUCUCCCCAACACCGACACCUUGGCUGCCACUUUGAAACCAGAGCCAAGCCUGGUGUCCCCAAUGGGUGCCGGGCCCAGUGUCACCUCCCAGGCCCCUGGCCAGGUGGACGGUUCCCUGACCCCCGGUCACUUGGAAUUCAAGUUUGAACCUGAAGACUUUGCCUUCCCCUCCACAGCCCUGGGAUCCCAGGCUGGCCUCAGGGGUGCCCUGCGCCAGGAGGCCUGGUGUGCACUGGCCUUGGCCUAGGCCCCCAGGCAGGCUGGCUUGGGGAGCUUCCCAGACAGAGCCCACAGACUCGCCCACUGCUGGCAGGACUGCCGGGCCCACCCACCAAGAGAGGCCAGCCUCCUGGAGUCUGGAGGCGUGGGUGUCACUCAAUGUGAUGGUGCAGAUGUCCCAGAGCAAGAGGAAAACUGAGGGAGGGGCUCGAGCCCCUCCAGGCUGCACGGCCCGCCCACUCCUUGCUCAGCAUGUUUACAGGAAGUGACCGCUGGAAAGACUCCUGACCUCCUGUUAGGAAGCCAGGGCCCAGGUGAAACCCGGGGCCCAGGGCCGAGCCAGCAGCAGGAGCCCAGAAGCGUGGCGAGGGGCCUCCUGGCCUUCCGGCCUCCCGGUCUCCACGGCCCACAUUUGAUGGAGGGAGCUGUGAACACAGCACUUUGCCUCCCAAGGGCUCAGGCCCGAAGGGAUGGGUGUGUCGGCCGCUCACCGAACCAGCACCCCGUCCCCAGGGACGCC
Messenger RNA from Sciurus carolinensis (gray squirrel), 1950 nucleotides. RefSeq names its product GATA binding protein 5 (gene Gata5). Gene Ontology annotation, cellular component: nucleus. Gene Ontology annotation, biological process: positive regulation of transcription by RNA polymerase II; cardiac muscle tissue development; negative regulation of transcription by RNA polymerase II. Gene Ontology annotation, molecular function: RNA polymerase II cis-regulatory region sequence-specific DNA binding; DNA-binding transcription factor activity, RNA polymerase II-specific; zinc ion binding. The coding region runs from base 247 to 1458 and encodes 403 amino acids. The record is from RefSeq and is a predicted model, not a curated record. NCBI's taxonomy places the organism in Eukaryota, Metazoa, Chordata, Mammalia, Rodentia, Sciuridae. The transcript has 7 exons.